Messenger RNA from Ostrea edulis (European flat oyster), 4173 nucleotides. RefSeq lists its product as uncharacterized. NCBI's taxonomy places the organism in Eukaryota, Metazoa, Mollusca, Bivalvia, Ostreida, Ostreidae. Bases 159 to 3908 code for a protein of 1249 amino acids. The record is from RefSeq and is a predicted model, not a curated record. The transcript is spliced from 3 exons.
UUGUUGCGUGAGUCAGAGGUACAUAAUGGUAUAUAAAAUAUUGUUGACGAGCCUAGAGUACCUCGGAAACGUCACAGUCACCCAUCAGACUAGUACAUAGAUGUACUUAAACAGUUUUUAAAAAUUGUGUUAAUGUGAAAUAUUGGGGUUUAAAGACGAUGAACAGGAGAUUGUUAGGUGUGGUGGCGGUGGUAGUAUUGGUGAUAGUGGUUAUCUUAGCCAUUUCACUACCUCUUGCGCUGAGAAAAGACAACCCCUCACCAAACAAUCCAAGUCCUCUUUCAUCAUGUCCAUCUGGGUACACCGGGCGGUUUUGUGAAGAACCUGUCUGCAUUUCCAUGUGCCACCAAGGAGAGUGCGUGAGUCCAAAUAAGUGCAGCUGCGAUUCUGGGUGGACCGGUAACGCCUGCGACAAGGCAAUUUGUGAGAUGCCUUGCACAAGCCACGGUAAUUGCACGGCUCCCAAUACGUGCUCCUGUGAGGAUGGAUGGCAAGGAAUGACAUGUGAAAUGCCCUUUGCGCCAGGAUUUACUCCCAGCAUGAGUUACGUCUAUAACGUUUCUAUUUCGUAUACGAUGGAGUGUGACAUUAUGAUGAAUACGGAUUCUUCUAUUCCAAACGGUCUAGACAUUCAGAAUUUUCUUUCCAAUGUUAACAUAACCUUUUCCGUUUCUACGAUCCAAAUAAAGUCAAAUAGUUCCAUUUCGAUGUUAAAAAUUCUGAACGCAACGUGUUUUUCAGAUUUAGGCAAACAGAUUAAGGAAACUUGCAAUCAAGAAUCCGCAUACAAUUUAUUGCAAACAAAAGUUGUGUUUUCUCAAAACCUAAAAACGGGGAAAAUUGAGAAUAUCUAUUACAAUUCUUCUACUGAAGUGGAAGCUAACUUUAUAGCACGCUUACUUCGCUUUAUAGACUGUAAAACAGCUCCAUCUACUGAGAAGACUGAAGAGGUGUCCACUGUUAAUGGUCGACAACUGAUCUUACUUCGUCAUCGGUCAAAAUCUCAAUCUGGCAUGCAAUGUUUUAAUUUCAAAAGAAUGAUCAAAGAUAAAGAUAUGGUGGUUACUGACCAAGAAGAAAAGAAAGUUUGUAUGGGAGAAUCUGGAGCCCCAGAAAUAAUCACGAUGUCAGAGGCCUUUAAUAUUGGCAAAGACAUGAAAUUAGAGAAAAGUUUAGCAAAUGAGGAUGAAAUGAAUGCGUCACCAUUGCCGUCUUUUAAAGGACGUGUGACUGCUGUGGGUUCUCUGCAUUCCAUGGGUAGAAUGACAGAUGAUGAUAUCGAAGAGGAAUUAAAAAAUGUUUAUAUUGCAUCAACAGCUGAUAACAUGUUUUCUACAGUAGACGAAUUCGCACUGAAGGAUGUCUCUACUCAUGAAGAAUAUAAAGACAGCAAUAUAUUGCCAGAUAUCGAACGCAUCCUUCGUCACCCAUCCCCAGACCGUCGACUCUCUCUUGGCCUUGACCUGGUGAAAAAAAGCAAAUCUGUGAUCUCUGUCAUCAGAAAGAUGCUUUUUUCGAACAUCAUUCCAGAUACAGAGUCAAGAUCACUGCUUGUAGCGAUUCUCGGAUCCUCGCAGACUACUGUUGGCCAGAAAACCCUGUUGCAGAUGCUGGAUGCCAAAGAGAGAGUAAAAGGUGACCAUUAUCUUGCUCUUGGUUCUGUGGCACAAUUGGCAAAUCCCACUGACGACAUAGUUUCCGUAAUUAGUAGGUUUCUAAUGCACUCUAAGGACACCGAUGUGAAGAUCCGUUCUGCUUUAGUUCUUGGCGUAUUAGGGAGCAAAGGAUUUCAACACAGAGUUGUUCCAAUCCUUACUAAUGCAUUACUUAAUAAUGAUGUCCCCCACGAAGAAAAGUGUUCGUUGAUAUCAGCUUUAGGAAAUACUCAUUCCGAAAAUGCACAUCAAACUUUGUCAAAAUUUGUGAACGGUAAAGAAACUCUUUAUGAAAUUCUAAGCGUCAGAGCUCUUAAAAAUAUCCCAGGACGAAAAAGUUACCAACUUGUAUUAGACACACUCUUGCAAACAAGAAAUAAGAAAAUGGUUAUACAGUGUUUAAAGACAUUAGAAUACAAAGGAAAAUGGAUCAGUACGAAUGACUCAAAUUCAAUUCAACAUAUAGCUCAUGAAACAAAAGACAUUGACAUUCUUAGCGCCAUGAGAAUUAUGUUUCUACAACUGAAUGAAAAAUGCACAGGGGAACAAAAGCAAGAUUUUCAAGCAAAAGCAAUGCAAAUCAAUAAAAUCAUUGUAGAACUUAAGAGUUUUGAUAUGAAAACAUUCGAAGUAAAACAAGAGACACAAAACUUUGGUGUAUAUUUCCAGAUGUCGGUAGACUCUCAGAUACGAGGCUCGGAGUUCGAUUUCAAUGCCGAUGCAAAUCUUGACGUAAAAGUAUUUGGUAGACGUGUGAAUGUUCUAACAGCUGGAUCCGCUAAUGGUCUGGUUGAUACAGACAUGUUCAUGUCGUCAGUAUUUAUGACCUUAAAAUUAUUCGGAAGAGAAUUCGAUUUAUUCAUGAAGUCUUGGAAAUUUGAAUUAAAUCUAGGCCUCGCAGCAGGGAAUCCAUGCCUGGCGAAGAACGGAGUCAUUAGGCAUACUCUUUCUGAACACUUUAAGUUCGACGAGUACGAUUUUAAAUAUGGUAUCUUCAAUUUCGCGUCUGUUACUUUGAAAGUAGGACUAAGUGGGCGUGUUUCAUUUGGAUAUGGAUUCAACAUUAUUGGAAAUGAUGGCGACAUGUUACCCCAGCAGCUAAAUGUCAUUGCGAGACCGGAAGCAAACGCGACGGUGACUCUGGACACUAAUGUCAAUGCCCCUCUAGUGAAAGUCGGGGUACGAGGAGAAUUGUCAGUGAUAUCAGGAAACGUUCAAACAAAUAUUGCCGUAAACUUACAAAACAGAACAUUUUGCCAUUUCAUCGAUGUAGAUGCACACUUCUUAAAAGGUUCAUUGUACGUCACCGGACACGUGGGAUUUUCUUUCUUUAAAAGGAAUUUCAACGUAAAAAUAUUUAGCUGGCGAGGAAGAAAGAUUUCAAAAACUAUAUCUGAAUCGUAUUGUUGUCCGGACGCUUUCCAGCUGUCCACUAGUAGGACGAGCAUUCAGAGUUAUGACACGUUUUAUUCAUUAACAAAUUCUAGUAUGGAGUCUUACCAGAGAAAGAUGUCCGAUGCUUUAUCGGUACUUAAUUCAAUAAAUACUUGCUCCAAUACGGUUAAAAGAAACCGAUGUCCAGUAAGACUGGUAAGAGAUUUACUGCGUCGACGACUUCACGUUUUCGACCUUAUGAUGUUGAGGAAAUUAAUGUCGGAAAACCACUUUUUAUCUAUUAGACAUAUAAAACCUCUCCUGGUCACUAUUACCGGAGAUUUGUAUGGAGUGAAUAAGAUCGGUGAUGUGGUUCAUAUAUCUGUAUAUGGCCUGGUUACAAAAGUGAGGUUGUCUUUUGCAAAUCUAUUAGCUAACCUUGCGUACACACCAGAAAUAGGUUAUACUCCUGUACAAAUGGCAGAUGAGCGAGCUUUGCAUCAACAUCCGGGUAGAUCCUUGAUACAAUCCACCAAUAAAGUACUUGAUUUCAGGCCAUACUGCUCCCGAAUGAUGGCAGUCUGCGAGAAUAUAAAAAUGGGGAAAAUGUAUCAUGGUGAAACGAUGGUUUUUACCGAAAACAAGAAACUGGAAGCUAUCAACGACAAAGAAGCUUGCUCAGCAUAUGUAAAGUCAAAUGGAGUACGAUUUCCACUCUACUGUGAAGCAUAUCCAUUCUCCUUCACGUUACAGGGUGGAGCUGGGGCAACGGUGAUGUCGGUAAAUCAAAUGGAACGGAAUGUCAAAAUGGAGGCCAUGAAUGCUUUUAUUAGAUCUUCAAACCUCAAGGGUGGCGACAGUUUCAUUGUAUUGGUUUGACCUUAAGAAGAGAAAACUUAGACAGUCAUUAUUCUUGUUGUUUGUAUUCCGUUUUGUUUUGUCAAAUAAAAUGUCCCAAUUUACGUUCAUUGUAAAUCAUGAGAAAAGAGUCUUUUGUUCAUGUAACAAGAUGCAGGAAUAGUGUUUCAUAAUACAAACAUGGGAAAUUUUUAGUAUUGUUCAUGCUGUAAGCAGGUUAAUAAAUGAAUUAAUUAAUAAUUUUAUAAAAUGUCAGUAUAUUGAAUAAAUUAAAUGCCUUUCCACA